This is a messenger RNA of Psylliodes chrysocephalus, 1530 nucleotides long. NCBI's taxonomy places the organism in Eukaryota, Metazoa, Arthropoda, Insecta, Coleoptera, Chrysomelidae. The record is from the annotation of a GenBank genome assembly.
AGUAGAUAAUGGGAUAAGGCCAUAUCGAAAAAAAAAAAGACGUUUAACUUGUCAUAUGUGCGUCGUCUGUCACCUAAGUAUUCAAAUUAAAAAUGUCUUUUAUAUCUCUACCUCUAGUAUAAAUAAAAACAACCACAGUAAAAGCUCGUUAAGUAGAUUAGUAGAUCCAAUAAAGAGUUCUCAAGAAAAUAGAUGAAUUACCUCAGAAAAUAACUCUUGCGCUUAAAAUGUCUUCAAAAUCAGAAUCACUUAGAAACCUAUCUCCCCUGGCAAAACGAUUACGAAAAACACAAUCUUCUAAGGACUAUCAGAAGCUAGAUGUUUGGUUAAGUAAAAAGGGAUUAAUACAAUCUCCAAAGCAUGCAAACAAUAAACAAGAAAAUGAUUGUUCCCCUCUUAAAUUACCGGAAACUAAUAAAGCAGGAAAUACUAAAAAACACUCAUUAAAUCAAUCUAUAGAUAGUCCAAACACUGGUCACAAAGAUAGUAUUAAAGAGGUAAAAUCGAAGUUAUCAAGUAGAAGUACAAAUUCGAAUACUAGGAAGAGGAAUAUUAGUAGAGAAAAAAAUACAAAAUCUUCCUCUCAAACGUUAAACAAAACAGAAUCGCCUGAGAAUAUAUCUAUCAGAUCUAGAUUACAUAAAAGUAAGAGCCCUCAACUUAAAAAAACCUCCAAAUCACCUAUACAAAAUUACAAAAAAGUUGAAACCAACACAAUUUCUCCAAAGACUGCUAGUAUUAAGGAAAAAGUUAUCAAAACUCCAAAAAAUUUAAGAAGUAGGAAUAAAACAGAAGAUAGCAAAGAAAAGAUUGCAGAAACUGUACAGAAGAGUUCCUCUGGCAAAACAAAACCUUUUAAAAGAUACAAUUCUUCAGACAGUUGUGAACUACCUAGUUUUGCUAACAUGUUAAACAAUAAAAGCAAAAAAAAUAAGAAAAUUACGACUACAAAAAAGGAACAGAAAGCCCUUUUCCAAAAAUAUGGUGUACAUGUACCUACAGUUGAUGAAAUUCUUAGAGAUAAAGAACGUCUUGAAAAAGAUAAACAAAAGUUAGCACAGUUUGUUCCUAUGAAUGAUGAUAGCUUACUAUUUGAACCCUUUAUAGAAGAAGCACCUCAAGAAAAAGAAAAUAUAUUACAUUGUAAGGAUUUGACUAAUGAACAGUUAUUAAAAUCAUUUAAAAAAAAUAGGAAAUAUCUUAAUAGUAUUAUUAGUGGGAAAAUUAAAAAUGAACGUCAUGAUAAAUACUUUGAUAAAAAUAGGGUAAUAACAAAUUCUUUUUCCGAUUUAACAUAUAAUACUAGUACAAUAGUGUUUACCUUUGAACAAAACGAGUAUUUAAUUGAUCUGUUACAAGAGGCUUUUGACCCUGAAGAUAAAAAAACUCAGUAUUUUUUUCAAGUUCUGUUGCCUGAGCUUUGUUUGAAAAUUUUUAUGGAAAAACACAAAAUGAACUAUGAUGUAGCUGUUAAGCAUUUGGAUAAACAACCAAUUCUUGACAACUAAAUAUACCUUUUAUUGUCCAUUU